Penicillium soppii is the source of this 663-nucleotide messenger RNA. Its product is annotated as putative secretory component protein shr3. The record is from RefSeq and is a predicted model, not a curated record. Gene Ontology annotation, cellular component: endoplasmic reticulum membrane. Gene Ontology annotation, biological process: endoplasmic reticulum to Golgi vesicle-mediated transport. Bases 1 to 663 code for a protein of 220 amino acids. Lineage: Eukaryota; Fungi; Ascomycota; Eurotiomycetes; Eurotiales; Aspergillaceae. The transcript is spliced from 2 exons.
AUGGCAUUCAAAAGCGGGUCGUUCGCGACCUUCCUCAUUGUUUGCCCAACCUGUUUCUUCCUGGGAAUCAUCUUCUCCCUCUUCCCUUAUGACUACCCAAUCCUUUGGUCAACCGUGACAACGCCCGCCGCCCACUAUGAUUACCUGGAAGCGCACCUCCGCUUCCUGCACGCUUCGCCCCCGCUCAUCCCACGCAUCCUGCACAUCGUAAUCUUCCUCGGCCUCGCCGGUCUCCUGACAAAGCUCUACAAGCCCUCCGAGUCAAACAUGCUCUUUGACGGAGCCUCGCUUGUUCUCUACAUGUGCGGUGUAACCGUCUACAUCGCCAACAUCGUAAAGGGUCUGCGUCUGGCCUCCGCCGGCCAAUACGGCGCCGAACUCGCCACUACCCCCGAUGAGAAGGAACAGAUUCUUGGUCGCGAGGACUCGCUCAAGGUCCUAUCUGCCAGCAACACCAUCCUUGCUCUUGUCCUCGUUGGCAUUCUGGUUCUCCAGGCUGGGCAAUGGUAUGCCGAGCGCAAGGAUGCGCAGGAGUACGAGUCGCUUGCCAAGGGGAAGAAGGGUGAAAAGGACUCUGCCGAGUCAGGUGCUACUUCUGGCGCGUCGAGCGCUACUGCUAGUAAGCCUGGCCGGCAGGGAAGUCAGCGAAAGAAGAGCAAUUAA